AUGGCUUUCAGCUCUUUCCAGGAUCGUCGAGUGCAGCUGUCUCCAGCUCCUACGGCUGUCGAGGAGUUCGAGCCAGCUUCCCAAAAGCUCCGACCCAGUCGAGACAGGAUGCCAACACCCCAUGUCAGCUCCAGCUUGAUCGAGGAGACGUUUGCGAACUUUUCGAAGACCGUUCGCGUGUUUCCGGCCGCGGAGACCGAGGUCAUACAUCUCGAUGGGCAGAGACGGCCCGUUCGAGAACGUCAGGCCACCCCGUUCCUCAAGGAGGACAGCGAUUUGGACUCGAAAGCAGUCGAGUUCAGCGACAAAGUCAGCUGGGAAACUCCAAGCAAGGUCAUUGCCGCUGCGCAGUCCAAGGCCUCGCUGGCCUGUCGGCAGGUCGGUCGAUCGGUCCGUGACCGAGUCGCGACCCCGUUUGCUGGCCAAGCACAGGAGUUCGAGGACCAUCGCGUGCUGCUCACAACGGUCGUCUCCACAGUCGAGGAGUUCGAGGUGACAUCCAACUUCCGUUCAAGCCGAGACAGGAUUCCGACACCUCACGUGACCUCGGAGAUGCAGGAGACCCUCGACGUGAGCGCUGGGAAGACGGUCCGAGUCUCGCCCGCAGUCGACGUCGAGGCCAUUCCCGCAUCAGGAAAGAGACGGUCAAGUCGAGACCGACAGGCAACCCCAUUCUUCAAGGAGGAUGUGGUGAAUACGGUCGAGAUGCAGAACGACACUUUGGGUCACGAG
Molecule: messenger RNA, 732 nt
Organism: Symbiodinium necroappetens
Lineage: Eukaryota; Dinophyceae; Suessiales; Symbiodiniaceae
Source: the annotation of a GenBank genome assembly